Molecule: messenger RNA, 1314 nt
Organism: Mycena indigotica
Lineage: Eukaryota; Fungi; Basidiomycota; Agaricomycetes; Agaricales; Mycenaceae
Exons: 7
Coding region: 1-1314 (437 amino acids)
Source: RefSeq, a predicted model, not a curated record
AUGUACCCCGGAUGCCAGCCCACAUCUGCCGCUAAACGCAAAGUGGCCCCAGCAAGCGGCAAUGAAUUCGAUGGCCCCAGUGCCAAGAAGACAAAAAGCUCCCUCGGCGGCGUCUCCCGUAACUGGCGUCAAGUUACUGCCCUCGUUAAGCCCCCUGCGGCAGCUGCAACAGCAUGGGACCGGACUAUCGAUCGCACUGUGCGAGCAACGUCAACUACAUCCGCAUCCUCUGGAGCCGCCCUCGAUGGCGAGACCUUGGACCGGUUUGACGACGAAGCGGAGACUCUUGAAGAUGGUGUGCAAGCAACCCAGCGAGCGACAGUUGGAGCGAAGACAUCGCAGAUGGGAAUCGUCCCUCACCAAAAGACACUCACUGUUGACGACGACAUUGACGAUGAUGCCCACGAGAGGGGACGCAAACCGAAAUACCGGCUGAGCGACCUCCCAUUUCACACCCAGGAACACCGGGCACUGUUCAAGCAACGUGUUGUGGCCGAUGUCAUCGAUUGGGCAGGGUGUUUAGCGCAACCAUUCGCUGCUGCUGCCCAUCCAGACUUCAAGAAGAUCGUCAAGGAAGCUUACGAAGCGGUCUUCUCUAGCGACCCCGAAUCACCGUUCGCUAUUACGAAGGCGGUAUAUGGUGUGGUUUCCGGCGCUCUCUAUACCUGGCGGAGCGAACUUGGAAAGGAGGCACUCGCUAUCGCAGGCGACAUUCUCCAUGAGGUCCCUAAUGAUGAGAAUGGCAAACCUAUCACCUUGGUGCCUAUCACCCCCGACAUCGUCGCUGAACGUGCAAAGAACUAUCUGAAGAAUGCCGAUUUUCUCUAUGCUGGUGGAGCAGCACAUACGGGCUCUUACCGGUCUCGGUUCAUUCUCGAGCCGCUCGGACGGCAGCAUAUCCGCCUAGCGAUACAGCCCCGAACGGACCCAAACUAUGGUUUUCCAGCUGGGGCUCUUGCGCUUUGCGCUGCUGCAGCACAACGAGCUCUCGAGCUGUGGGAAACUGGCAAGCUCAUCCAGACGAUGGAUGAUGGGCAUGGCAAGGACAAGAAGCUCCUCUUCUCUGGUGUCGAUUGGACAAACACGACCACCAAGUAUUACAACGGCAUCGUCCAGAAUCUCAAGUCGGUACAGAAGCAGCAUCUCAUUUUGGACAUGGCAGCCCCCUACACCUCUCUUAAACGACGAGCCGCCGCCGAUCUCCUCGAAGCAAGUAGCCGGAAGACGUACUCAAGUGCCCCUCAGGACCCGCGCCAGCAUAUCGAUGUCUCCGACGACGAGCCCGAGGGUGAUUAUACAGUUGGAGGGAACUAA